UACAAAGAAGGUGAAAAUGCUGAACUCUGCUGGCUUCAGUAUGGUAUUUCAAAAGAAAGGUCUUGUGUGGACAUACCAGGAAUAAAAUCGGACAUAUCGGACAUAUUCUAUUAUGACGAGUUCCAAAAGUAGAGUUACGAAGAUCGCUGCACUUACAUGAAUGACGGAUGCCAGCAGAUUUGUCUUGUGUCUGAGGGACUUUGUGCUUGCAAACCAGGAUACACAUGAUCAUCAAACAAAAAGUCUUGUGACAAAGGUCGACGUAUCAAAACGUCAAUCCUACUACUAGAUAACAUAAUGAAGAGUUUAUAUAUUGUGGAUGAGGAUACACUUGAACUUCAGACUGUUCUAGAAACAGAAAAAGAUGUGAAAGCAAUAGACUUUGAUCCAACGAGUAGCAAUGUUUACAUCGGCUAUCCGAAAAAAGUUGUCAUAGUAAAGAAUUAUGUAACUUCAACGGUUUUCCUUUCUGAUUCGAAUCUUGAUCACAUGUGUGGUGAUUCUUCAGCAGUUAUAUUCACAUCAAGAAAAAACGACUCAAGCUCGUUGCUGCAAUACAAUAUAACGUCUGAAAUGUUCAAAACUAUAGCUGAUGACCUGAAAUUCCCAGGUGAUAUACUAUGCGAUCUGAACAAUGGAAUUGUACUCAUAUCGGAGAAGAGGGAGGAAUAUUCGAUAAGAAAUAUCUCUUUGUUUGACAACACAACAACCAGGAUAAAGAUAAGGAAAUAUGGAAGUUGUAGACUAGCUACAUACCCUAGGGAUUCUGUAUUCUGCUGUUCUGAUAUCAAUUCGAACACAAUUUUUGACGUCACUUCUGAAGGGAAGAUAGGACAUUUCUAUAGUAAAUCCAAGCAUGUGAUUGUCGACAUUGAUGUAGACAAGCAAUUUCUAUAUGGAUUACUAAGAGGUCAAAGAUCUAUUCUGAAAAUAAGUCGUAAUGAUGCAACAUCAACAACUGUACUAGAAAUUUCACCAUUAUAUGGCCAACUCUCAUUAAUUUCAACACAAAAAAGUGGAUGGAAUAGUGAAAAAGGAAACAAAGAAGAUAAUGCACAAGACAACAUUGCAAUUAUUUUGCCUACUCUUUUAAUUGUCAUCAUCGGCGGAGUUGUCGGUGCCAUCGCAUUCCUCUUCAUUAGGAGGAGAAAACGACAACAGCUAGAAAUGUGUCCUGUUCAACCAGCUGAAAGGUCUCCACAGGAAUUAUCUGAAAUGUAUAAUGACAAUGCUCCCUAUCAUGCAAUUCCAUAUGCAACGUUUUCAACAAGAAACAUUAAAACGUCUACAAAGGAGGUUAUUCCGACUCUAUAUCGACAAGAUGAAUCAAGUAUUUUAGCCCGUUCAGAAACUGGAUUUCAAAGGACUACAGAAUUCAAAACCAGUUUUUCCUAUGAUUAUACCACAGAGGAGAAAGGAUUGUUAAACGUUACAAGAACAGUGAGCAUAAGGGCUCCAGUGGAUGAUGAUUGAUGAUAACAAUAUUCCAAAUUGAUUUCAUUUGUCUCAAUACACAGAUGCUUGUAAUCUUUAUAUAACAUUCACUAUUUAAUUCUUCCCCCAUAAUCAUAUGCAUUUGAUUUGUUCUAUCUAAUUUACUCAUAAAAUAUUUUUGAGCGCUUUUAGAGAAGAAUGUAUUUCAUUAUUAUUUCAAAACCAAGACAUUGGAUUUACGUACUAUUUUUCAAUAAAAACAAAUUUUUGACUUAAAUAUACAUGUUUGUCUAUAACUUUAGAGGAAAGCGUGAAGGUAAAAUGAACGACUAUUGCAAGGCGCAGAAUAGAUUAAAGGUCAUAAGAAACAGUUCUAAACACUAGGCUUUCACUUUAUAGCUCACCUAAG
Molecule: messenger RNA, 1843 nt
Organism: Saccostrea echinata
Lineage: Eukaryota; Metazoa; Mollusca; Bivalvia; Ostreida; Ostreidae
Exons: 9
Coding region: 298-1473 (391 amino acids)
Source: RefSeq, a predicted model, not a curated record